This is a messenger RNA of Paramecium octaurelia, 554 nucleotides long. NCBI's taxonomy places the organism in Eukaryota, Ciliophora, Oligohymenophorea, Peniculida, Parameciidae. The record is from the annotation of a GenBank genome assembly.
AUUAAUGAGAUAAUUUAGCGGGACUUGGAAAAGGAGAGGUGGAAAUGCUAAUAAUAGACCAUUCAGAGGUGGAAAUCAAAAUUUUAGAGGAAAUAGAAAUAAUAAUUAGAGGCCCAAUAAUCAACAAGGAAACUUUAAAAAUAAUUAGUUUAGGAGAUAAUCAAAUUAAAAUUAAAGUUCAGGUUACAAUAGAUCAAGAAACUAAAAUUAAAGUAGAGGAGGAGGACCUCAGAGAAGAAGAGGAGAUUAAAAAGGAUAAGGAUUUACAUAACAAAAUACAUAGCGAAGAAGGAGAUUUGGGUUCAAAUAAAAUAAUUAGAAUGUAAAUCGUAUUAUUAUUGGGUAGGGUGAAAAGAAAUAAAGGUUCAUCAAAACUGGAAGAAAGAAUAGAAUUAAUUCAGAUGUUUAUAAAAUAGCCAAGGAUUUACAAAGUAUAUCACAUCUUGUAUUAUUUAGGAAAAUCCAAAAUGGAAUAGGCAUUAGAUAAUUAUUGGAAGAAAGGCGAUUAAACAAAGAAUGAUAAGCCUACUCAAGAAGCUAAUAAUGAAAAAUGA